Acaulospora colombiana is the source of this 540-nucleotide messenger RNA. Lineage: Eukaryota; Fungi; Glomeromycota; Glomeromycetes; Diversisporales; Acaulosporaceae. The record is from the annotation of a GenBank genome assembly.
AUGUCACGUGAGCGCAAAAAUCAUUUUUUGAUGCUUGCGCAUAGUCACACAAACCUCGAUCAUGUUUUCUCACUUGACGACUGGACUUCCGAGUCUCAUCCGAUCAACUCCCCAUACUCACUGACCACAUCUCCUGAACUGGCUCCGCCCAUCGAGUGCACUCAACUUUUGCCGUUCACCAAGUAUACUGCGCCCACAGAGCAUUUUUUAUUUACUGGAUUUCCACCAGAUAACUCUGCUAUACUCUCAUUACCACCAUCGGGACAUGAAAACUCUGAGUUUGAAAUACCAGCAGUGUCGUCAUCUGAUUCUUCUCAAUCUGAGUUUGUCGAUCCUGCGUCGAUCGCUUCAUCUUCGGAACUUUUAUUUUCAGAUCCAAAUGAAUCCUCAGCAUCAGCAUCAUCAGAAAGUACCGAGUUUGAUCUCUCUCUACUCACACCGUUAGAGUUCUCGCAGUCCACAUCAUUAUCUGAACUUGUCACAUUCACAUCUCCAUUUUCACAUUAUGAAUUUGGGCAUACAGAAUUCGACUUCCAAUAA